AUACAUUUCUUAUGUGAUAGACUCGCAAUGUCCACUAGGAGGCUUGACUAACAAGGUAUUUGUGUCGACGCAAACAUUUAUGGCGUGAACUGUAAAAUAUAGAUGAAACGAUGCUUUAAAGGACACAAGCCUACUGUCGGAGGACGAGGUGUUUGUUGGAUUAUCAAAGAUCAUCCGUCUGCUCUUUCUAUUGGCUAGUCUAGUGCGCAUCUAUGAGCUCCCUACCACCCUCCACUUCAGCCGUCAGUAGCCCUGUCAGCUCCAUAGAUUCGCCACUGUCAGCCGUCAGCUCAUCCAUCGGUUCUCCCGGCGUUCCGGGCACCCCAUCUGUCGGCUAUGGACCCAACAGCAACCCUCAGAUAAACUCCUCAAUGUCUGUCUCUGGGUUACAUGCUGUCAGUAGCUCUGAUGAUGUGAAACCCCCGUAUGGCCUAAAGUCUGUCAGUGGCUCCGGGCCAAUGCUGUCCCAGAAACGCAUGUGUGCCAUUUGUGGGGAUCGCUCAUCUGGGAAGCACUAUGGUGUGUACAGUUGCGAAGGCUGUAAGGGUUUCUUCAAACGCACAGUGAGGAAAGACCUGAGCUACACCUGCAGGGACAACAAGGAGUGUCUGGUUGAUAAACGCCAACGCAACCGCUGUCAGUACUGCCGCUAUCAGAAGUGCCUGGCUACGGGAAUGAAAAGAGAGGCUGUUCAGGACGAGCGUCAGAAGGGGAAGGAACGGGACGGGGACUAUGAAUGCAGCAGCGCAGUGAAUGAGGAGAUGCCCGUGGAGAAGAUCCUAGAGGCUGAGACGGCUGUGGAGCACAGGACAGAUCUGCAUUCGGAUGUGACUGCUUCACCUAAUGAUCCAGUCACUAACAUUUGCCAGGCUGCAGACAAACAGCUCUUCACUUUGGUGGAGUGGGCCAAGAAGAUCCCUCACUUCUCUGAGCUGCCAUUGGACGACCAAGUUAUCCUCCUCAGGGCUGGAUGGAAUGAGCUUCUGAUCGCCGCCUUCUCUCAUCGCUCCAUCAGUGUAAAGGAUGAGAUCCUGUUGGCCACAGGUCUGCAUGUUUCCAGAGACAGCACUCAUAACUUGGGUGUGGAGGCCUUUUUUGACAGGGAGAGUGCACAAAGUGCAGAGGUGGGAGCUUUAUUUGACAGGGUGUUGACUGAGUUGGUUUGUAAGAUGCGGGAUAUGCAGAUGGACAAGACAGAACUCGGCUGUCUGCGCGCCAUUGUCCUGUUUAACCCAGAUGCCAAAGGUCUGACUAGCACCAGUGAGGUAGAGCUUCUCCGAGAGAAAGUCUACGCGUCCCUGGAGACCUACUGCAAGCAGAAAUACCCUGAUCAGCAGGGAAGAUUUGCCAAGCUUCUCCUUCGGCUUCCUGCGUUGCGUUCAAUUGGCCUUAAAUGUCUGGAGCACCUUUUCUUCUUCAAGCUGAUUGGAGACACCCCCAUUGACACUUUCCUCAUGGAGAUGCUGGAGUCACCCCACUAGCUGCAUCAGAGAGAGCGAGAGGUUUGGAGACAGGGAUUUUGCCCUAGGUCCUGGAGAUAACUGUGAUUGCACUUUUUCUUCCCAGGGGAAUUACAGCGAUUGGUCCGCCUCUGGUCCGGGGGUAUUUUUAUUGUUUUUUUUUUUUGUUUUGUUUUUUUCUCUUGACUAUCUUUUAAGUGCACCACAGAAUCUAGAGACCCAAAACUCGCCAUGAAAAAUUUUGGUGCUACAUUUCAACAGUAAGCUAAUUCUUUAUAUAUAAAAAAAAAACAAAAGUUUGUAAGUAUGAAAGCUCCAAUUACCUGACUGGUUUAGAUAAGCGGGGUUUACAUUUUGAUAGAACCAUUCGAGGCUUUUAAAACACUGUGGAGGAUAAGCUUUAAUCGUAUGUGCGUGUGCUUCACCAUCUCUUGAGUUUGGUGCUUUCGUCUUGUGUGGCUAUUUUAUUUCGCCCCGACCGACAAGGACUGACUGGUCACUUGGGCAGAGAGAUGAAUGAAUUCAUUCGGUAUUAUAGGUUUUAAUUGACAUGGCUUUGCCCAGUGCGAGGAAUCUGGCAAAGAGAUCUAUAUGCAAUGAAGCUUGAAAUGAUGCAAAACAGCAUAGAUGCAUAAUCUCCAAAAAAUGCAAUUUUUACAGUAUACUGUGCAAUGUUAAAGGAAAACACCACCGUUUUUCAACAUUUUACUAUGUUUUUACCUCAACUUAUGAAUUAAUGCAUAUCUAUAUUUUUUCAAUGCGUGCACUUAAUCUUUGUACAGCGCGUUGUAAAUGUGUUAGCAUUUAGCCUAGCUCCAUUCAUUCCUUAGGAUCCAAACAGGGAUGAAUUUAAAAGCCACCAAACCCUUCCAUGUUUUCCCUAUUUAAAGACUGUUAAGUAUGGUGGCACAAAAUAAAAGUGGCAAUUUUUAAAGUUUAAUAAAAUAUAGUUCUCAUUUUUAUCUGCUUAAAAAAUUGCCACGUUUUAUUUUGUGCCACCAUAACUACUCAUGUAAGAGUCUUUAAGUAGGGAAAACAUGGAAGUGUUUGGUGGCUUCUAAAUUCAUCCAUGUUUGGAUCCUAAGGAAUGAAUGGGGCUAGGCUAAAUGCUAACACAUUCAUUACGCGCUGUACAAAGAUUAAGUGCACGCAUUCAAAAAAGAUAGGUAUGUAUUAAUUCAUCUAAGUUGAGGUAAGAACAUAGUAAAAUAUUGAAAAACGGUGAUGUUUUCCUUUAAGCCUAAAUACAGAGGUGGAUGUGAGGGAAAUCCAAGCACUCUUUAUUAUCUCAUGCACUCGUUUUAUUAUCGCAUCAUGAGUGCCUAAUUGACAUAAGCUUGAUAUGUUUUUUUAUUUAACAUACGAGAGAAGGAAGAAAACAAGGACAAAUCUCUCUUUAUGUCAUCGGCGAUUAUCGUACGAAGCAGGUCAAUUUCUCUUUCAUUCUUUCGGUUUUGCCUGAAGUGUCCUCGGCUAAAAUCGUCUUAAAACCUGCGUUGGUUUUACUCUAGUUAACCGUCGUUUAAUAAAACACACUCUUUAUCACAUAUCGGGUAACUGUGUAAAAGUGAUAAUUCCUUAAGUAAACUGCACUAUACUAAAAAUGUCAUUCCUUUUUAGUUUUUGCUUUUUUUGACCAGGGUCAGGUGUUUUAUGUUUACUUUGGUGCUUGGGAAUGGACAUUUCAUAUGACAGCCCUGCAGAAAGUGCACAUUCAAAACAACAGCUAUAUUCAGCUUAUACUAAAUCUGAGCAAUAUGAAAGUUCAUGGACACAGAGGACUUGCUUUUCUAUUUGGAAACCCUUUCAACUUGAAAUUUAUACUGUGCAGAUAUUGUUCAAGGACAUUGUGUAGCUAUCGGGUAGACAUAGGCUAGGAAUCAGUAUGUAUUCUUGUGCUUCUAUCACUUGCUUUAGUUUAUAGUUGGCUUACAUAUCGGAGAAAAAGACAUGGUUUGCACUGGAUUUUACCGUAAAUCCUGGACUCUUUGGAUUUUGUCUUUUAUUUUCUCCCUGCGAACUGAGCUUUCCUUUCAACUUACCAUUGUUUUUGUUUUUGUUUUGUUUUUGCUUUACCAUGGCAUCUCUCUGUCCAUGCUGAAUAAAGUUAUGGGGACAAAUGCAAACUCACUUGCCAUAGAUAUAAUCUAACAACACACAAGGUUGUUUUUGUAUGGUCUUGUACAACCAACAUCUUUACUGCAUUAGGCAUGUUACAUGUCUGUUGUUGCACUAAAAAUUGUCAUACAAUUAUGAUAAGUAAUGAGAUUCCAUCAGUUUGGAUGUUGUCACGGCUCAUUUUAGAAGAGCCCGGUGAUGCUGAAAAAGAGAACCAUCUGCUGUACUUGACCCUAAAUAAAGGUGAUGAUAUGUCUAACAA
Messenger RNA from Misgurnus anguillicaudatus (oriental weatherfish), 3840 nucleotides. Lineage: Eukaryota; Metazoa; Chordata; Actinopteri; Cypriniformes; Cobitidae. The record is from RefSeq and is a predicted model, not a curated record.